Molecule: messenger RNA, 1530 nt
Organism: Penicillium expansum
Lineage: Eukaryota; Fungi; Ascomycota; Eurotiomycetes; Eurotiales; Aspergillaceae
Product: MFS transporter
Exons: 6
Coding region: 1-1530 (509 amino acids)
Biological process (GO): transmembrane transport
Molecular function (GO): transmembrane transporter activity
Source: RefSeq, a predicted model, not a curated record
AUGAAGGGUGGCUCAGAAACCCCUUCCGUCGAUGGAUCGACAUUAAGCGCUCACAACCGGGAAAAACUUGGAACUGAUCUCGAAAACGGCCCCCUCGAUCUCAGUGAUACGGCAAAAGAGGAAAAAGCGAGAGAUCCGAACAUCGUCGAUUGGGAUGGUCCAGACGAUCCCGAAAACCCUCUCAACUGGGCCUCGGGAAAGAAAAUAAAAGCAACAUGUUCUAUUGCACUGAUCACGUUUCUGACCCCUCUGGGAUCAUCUAUGUUCGCCCCUGGCGUAGGUCAACUAGUCAAAGACUUCAAUGUGACUAGCAUUGAACUUUCAUCCUUCGUGGUAUCGGUAUACCUGCUGGGAUACUGUUUCGGUCCUCUGCUCAUAGCACCUCUAUCGGAAUUAUACGGUCGACAAUACGUCUACCAUGUGUGCAAUGUUCUCUAUGUAAUCUGGACCAUUGCCUGCGCCUUUGCGCCCGAGAUGGGCAGUCUUGUCGUCUUCCGAUUCUUCGCUGGCUUUGCCGGUAGUUGUCCGCUGACUAUUGGCGCCGGGUCGAUUGCGGAUAUGUUUGCACAGGAGCAGAGAGGCGGUGCGAUGGCAGCUUGGGCUCUUGGUCCUUUGAUUGGGCCUGUCGUCGGUCCAGUUGCUGGUGCAUAUCUGGCACAGGCAAAGGGUUGGCGAUGGAGCUUCUAUGUGCUGGCUAUGGCUGGUGGUGCUAUCACUAUCAGCUCGAUUGUGACCAUUCGUGAAUCCUACGCCCCGACUAUCCUCGCUCGGAAGACCAAAAAGCUCCAGAAAGAAACUGGGAAUAUGAACCUGCGCUCUGCACUCGACACAGGCCGUACACCGAAGGAACUCUUCCUAUACUCCAUUGUGCGACCGACGAAGAUGCUCUUCCGCUCCCCGAUCGUCUUCCUUCUUUCACUUUACGUCGGCGUCAUUUAUGGAUACCUCUAUCUGUUGUUUACAACCAUUACCUCCGUAUUCGAGGAGCAGUACAAUUUCUCUCAGGGAUCAGUCGGACUCACCUAUCUCGGUUUGGGCGUUGGCUCUUUGAUCGGUCUGUUCAUUCUAGGAGCAACAUCUGACAGACUGCUCAACUAUCUAUCCACCAAGAAUGGCGUGACAAAGCCCGAGUAUCGGCUUCCACCUAUGAUUCCAGGGGCGUUUUUUGUUCCCAUCUCACUGUUCAUGUAUGGAUGGACUGCCUACUACAAAACCCACUGGAUUGUGCCUAUCAUCGGUACCUCCUUCCUUGGCACUGGCAUGAUGAUCACCUUCAUGUGUGUGAGCACAUAUUUAGUAGAUGCGUUCACAGACUACGCUGCUUCCGCCAUGGCGGCCAACACAGUGUUCCGUUCACUGGCAGGUGCCAUGCUUCCCCUUGCCGGUCCGAAAAUGUAUGAUGCCCUGGGACUUGGUUGGGGUAACUCGCUACUUGGAUUCAUUGCUCUGGCAUUUUGCGCAUUGCCAGUCGCUUUUUGGGUUUAUGGCGAACGAAUAAGGACAAGUCCAAAAUUCCAGGUCAAUUUCUGA